Molecule: messenger RNA, 714 nt
Organism: Bolinopsis microptera
Lineage: Eukaryota; Metazoa; Ctenophora; Tentaculata; Lobata; Bolinopsidae
Product: zinc finger protein 502-like
Exons: 4
Coding region: 1-714 (237 amino acids)
Biological process (GO): regulation of transcription by RNA polymerase II
Cellular component (GO): nucleus
Molecular function (GO): DNA-binding transcription factor activity, RNA polymerase II-specific; sequence-specific DNA binding
Source: RefSeq, a predicted model, not a curated record
AUGUCUAAAGACUGUAAACAAGAGAUCAAAUCAGAGCAAGUGGAGAACCCAGAAAAGUCAAACAGUUUUCUCUGCCCAAUGUGUGGAGCGCAUUACUAUUCAGAAGACUACUUUGUUGAGCACAUCAAAGAACAUAAAGCUAAAGCAAUAUCUAAUUGUACAAUAAAAGAAGAACUUACAUCUGAAUCAGAUAAACCAUCUGUUUUUAUCUGUCCAGUUUGUGCUGAUCAUGUUUACUCAGACACUCAGUUUAUAGAACAUGUAAAACAUCAUCAUGAUCAUAGCAGCCCAGAAGUACCUGACUACUUUGAUACUUCUGAUAACUUGACUGGAACAGAUCCUCAGAGGACAUUAGUUCUGUCUCCUAGUGAGAAACCCUUCAAAUGUUCAGAGUGUUCAUUUGCUGCAAGUCAAGCAGGUAAUCUUACUAGACAUAUGAGAACUCACUCCGAAGAGAAACCCUUCAAGUGUUCUGAGUGUUCAUUUGCUACAAAACAAGCAAGUGAUCUUACUAGACAUAUGAGAACUCACUCAGAGAAACCCUUCAAGUGUUCUGAGUGUUCAUUUGCUGCAAGACGAGCAGGUGAUCUUACUGUACACAUGAGAAUUCACUCAGGUGAGAAACCCUUCAAAUGUUCUGAGUGUUCAUUUGCUGCAAGACGAGCAGGUGAUCUUACUAGACAUAUGAGAACUCACUCAGGUGAAAAAUGUUAA